Molecule: messenger RNA, 3047 nt
Organism: Pieris rapae (cabbage white)
Lineage: Eukaryota; Metazoa; Arthropoda; Insecta; Lepidoptera; Pieridae
Gene: Sox15
Product: transcription factor Sox-17-alpha-A
Exons: 4
Coding region: 361-2046 (561 amino acids)
Biological process (GO): regulation of DNA-templated transcription; cell differentiation; anatomical structure morphogenesis
Molecular function (GO): RNA polymerase II cis-regulatory region sequence-specific DNA binding; DNA-binding transcription factor activity, RNA polymerase II-specific
Source: RefSeq, a predicted model, not a curated record
UUCGCCGCCGGCGCGAGCUUAUGUGUAUUGUUCUACUAAUUUCAAAUUUCGAACUUUAAAAUCAUUGACGUUGAAUUUUCGAAAUUGGAACGUUGGAACUAACAACGAGUGUUGCCAGUGGUUAUUUUUAACUCGUGAAUUACGAAAAGUGUGUAUGAAGGUUAAGUGACAAGUUGUGGUUAAAGUUCACUUAACGUUUAGUGGUUAAACGUGAAAUUAUGUGUUUUAUUGAACUAUAAUUCGACUUAAUCACCUUGUUGUAAGGCAUUGACAAACUGUUUACUAGUGAUGUGAUACAGUCAUGCAGUACAGCGUCAACACGACGCAAUUGUGUUAGCUAGUGUUGUGAAUAUCGAGCGUAUGAACACACUCAUGCUGACGACUGGAACUGUUGACGAUCAGUCCAUGGACGGGAACAUGUCAUUUUCAUCUUAUAAUAUGAUGGAUUCAGGAGGAGCGGGCAUCGAGUCUCCGCCCACCUACCAUCGAAGCUACGAGCAGUACGUCCAAGGUGCCGUCGACACGAGCGCAGACUCACCCCAGGAGCAGACCAGCCCAGAACUUGUAGUCUGGUCGACCCUUCCCUACGGCAUAGACUAUAGAACACAGUACGAGUACAGAAAUCCAUAUGAGUCCAGAGACUUUUCCACUCAACAAUUCGCAAGAGCACCAUUUACAACGAAAAUGGGCCAGGCGAAGGCGUUGAAAGAGGCCAGGAUAAGGAGACCCAUGAAUGCCUUUAUGGUGUGGGCGAAGGUGGAGCGGAAGAAGCUGGCUGAUGAGAAUCCAGAUCUGCACAACGCUGACCUCAGUAAAAUGCUAGGUAAAAAAUGGCGUUCGUUGACUCCGCAAGAUCGCCGGCCUUUUGUGGAAGAAGCUGAACGUCUGCGGGUUAUUCACAUGACGGAACAUCCGAACUACAAAUACAGGCCCAGGCGGCGGAAGCAGAACAAGACAAGACCCAACCAGCCCACAGCGCCAUCUAGCGCUCCACCCUCUGCCACAACUGCAUUAGGAUCUCCAUACGCCACUGCCACUGACUCACCAGACACACGCUUCUCCCACAACCCUGGAGCUGGUUUCUCCCCAUACCGAACUUCGCCACUUGCGCCAGACUCGUACCAAACAAGUCAAUUUAAUGGCCACGUUCGAACUCCUGAAUCGUCCCCAGCUCGAUCUCCCGAACCCCAAGGAAGAAGAAGCACCCCAGCAGAUGCUUCAGGAAUCGGAACACCUGACGCGUCCCCGGUCGAAAAUGAAAAGGAGAAUUUUCAGUAUGAAGAAAGGCGGAGGGCGAUUAACGCCUCAUCUCUGUCUGAGUCGUACUCCUACAAGUCUUUCCGAUCAACUGGGUCGUUCUCACCAGCACCCGUAGCUGCAAUGGGAAUGGCAAACGGCAUGUAUGUGAUGUGUGCCCAAAGGUCUUUAGCAGAACAACCUCCUUUAGUAACUGGUACUUUCUUCCCACCAGUCGCUACAUCACAGGAUCAACAGGCUCUCGGCUCAACAGCGCCCAGGGUGUCCUCUGCACCAAGCGGUCCAAUGACAACAGAAUACAGCAUUCAAUACCAUCCAUAUGAACAAUACGAGCAGAUGUACAAAACAGAGGAUUCAUAUGUGUCCCACUACCCUGAUCAACCGAAAACUGAGUAUGAUACCAGCGGAACCUAUUUCGCAGAAGAACCACCUCAGGGCCAAGAGAACGAGCAGGGAUUUAUUGCUCGACCAGAAAUACGGACUGGCUCUCCUGAAUCUGACGUAGAUGCUCGGGAGUUUGAUAAGUACUUGGAGUAUAACGCUCAGGGUAUGGAGCAACACCAGCAGUAUAGAUAUGAACAGCAGCAGUACAGGCCGUAUUGCCCAGAGCAACAACCGCAAGAUUACUGCACAGAGAGGAUGUAUCCUUCUCCCUACGCAUCAGUUAUAGCUGGGACGCCCCCUUCAGGGCCCUACACGCCAGCUCCACCAGGAUUAGCCGAUGCCCGCCCUGACGACGAAUUCAGCGUUAUCUUAGCUGGAGUAAGACAGACCUGUUACAGCAAUUGACUAUACCGAGAAUGAAGAUAUCAAAGCUUUAGACUAAUACGAACUCACUGUGAACACAAAACUGUGAUCCUUGCAAGAUGUGUUAAAAUAUUUUAGUGUAGACAAAGUUAAUAAGGUGUUUUAUAUUAAUUAGCUUUUUAAUGUUCCUAAGUUGAUAAAAUAUGCGAGAAAGUUUAUGAUUAAUAUAUCUUCUGAAUGCCGUACUGCCUGGUGUUCUGUUAUAUUUCAGAAUGUGUAUUUUUAUAUUAGGGCCUGAUGCGGAUUGGUUCCGAGUUUAAAUGGAACUAACUCUGUCCAAUUCACCAAAUUGCAGAUUCUCUAUAUUCUCUAUAUCUUUGAACUCAAUACAGUUUCUUCGGGGGCCAUUCAAGUAUUAUGUAAGCAGAUUUCUUGCUCUCAUAUAACUACAUAAACGUAUUAAUUUUUUGUAGGAAUCCUCGAAAAUGCAUAUCGUUUUCAAACAUAGACAAUAUGUGGGUUUAUGUGUAAAAAGUAAAUAAUUACUGUUGGCGUAAUCAAAUACGAAAAUCAAAGUAUAGUGCUUACGUAACACCUGAACGGCCCUUUGGGCCAUAAGACAAUCAUUUUUGUUGUUGAUGUUAAUAAAAAGUAGAGCCUUCAAUACGAAUAUUUCCAAUUUAAUUAUAUAAGAAUUUUUCCUAUGUAAGUAAAAUUUAUAAGCUAUGUAUAAAAUGGCUGGUCCAAGAAAUAAUAAUGACCAAUUUGUAAAAAUGUAUUUAUCGUUAUGUCAAUUGUUUUAGACGGACAAGUAUGGUGCUACAUGUCAUAUUCACGAUUAUGUUGUACCAAAUGAUACUUCCCUAAAAGAUUAUUUAUUUGUAUUUGUAUAUUUGUUUACGAAAUCUGUUCUUCCAUAAGUAUGUAGAUAUAAAUGUAGUUUUAGUUAUUUUUAUAUUUUAUAUUUGUAUAAACGGUUAAUAUCUCAUAAUUUAGAUAUUAGUUAAUAGAAAUCUAGUGUAACAGCACUGCAAUAAGUUCUU